Messenger RNA from Oncorhynchus kisutch (coho salmon), 1208 nucleotides. Its product is annotated as zf-DHHC domain-containing protein. Gene Ontology annotation, molecular function: palmitoyltransferase activity. The record is from RefSeq and is a predicted model, not a curated record. Lineage: Eukaryota; Metazoa; Chordata; Actinopteri; Salmoniformes; Salmonidae. Bases 41 to 949 code for a protein of 302 amino acids. The transcript has 9 exons.
UGACGUCACCCGGAAGAGGGGGACGGACGGGGGAACCAAGAUGGCGUUUCUACGCUGUAGGCGAGACCCGUGUGGAUUUAUAUGUCUCAUACUAACUUAUUUCAGCGUCUUUUACGCCGAUUAUGUGGUGAUUCAGUAUGUCCUCAUCCCUGCCUACUCGGGAAGUGUGUGGUGUACACUACAUGGGUCAGUGUUUAACUUGAUUCUACUACUGCUGCUGGCCUGUCACUCCAAAGCUGUCUUCUCAGACCCAGGUAUGGUUCCCCUACCAGAGACGGCUAUCGACUUCUCUGACCUGAGGUCCCAGAAUUCACACAUGAAUGAGAGGGGUUGUGAGGGCUGGACUGUUUGUAGUCGUUGUGAGACCUACCGCCCCCCCAGAGCUCACCACUGUAGAGUAUGUCAGCGAUGCAUACGACGCAUGGACCACCACUGUCCCUGGAUCAAUAACUGUGUUGGAGAGUUGAACCAGAAGUACUUCAUCCAGUUUCUCUUCUAUACAGGUAUGGCCAGUCUCUACUCCAUGGCUCUGGUGGUGUCAGCCUGGGUGUGGAGAAUACGGAGCGAGCGAGACGGGGAAGGAGAGAAGGAAGGAGAGGAGUCUCCCAGCAAACACCUGAUUGUAGCUCACUACAUCAUUCUCCUGGUUGAGUCGGUGUUGUUUGGAGUGUUCGUCAUGGUCAUCUUCUACGACCAGUUGGUGUCCAUUAUAACAGAUGAAACUCCUAUAGAACAUUUGAGGAACAGACUGAUGAAAGACAGAACAUCGAUCACCAGCAGCACCUCUGAGCCACCGACACACAUCCCACACACACGCAAGCCCAAACUAGCCCUGCUCAGAGAGGUCUUCGGGAGAGGGUCGGUGUUCUGUUGGCUGUUCCCUCUACAUUCCAGUCCCCCCACCGUCGGUGGAAUCAGCUACUCGGCUGUUCCGGAUUAUGAUGUGUAACGUUCCCACAACCUUCAAACAACCUUCAAACAACAUUCUGUGACGACAGCGUUUUAACAUUCCUUCAACGUUGUGGUUACGUUACGGCCAUCAUGUAAUUAGGGCUGUCAAAUGAUUAAUUGAAUUCGUGGCGUUAGUUAAUCGCAAUUCGUCACAAUGUUUGACACACACACACACACACACACACACACAUCCUCUCUCACACACACACACACAUCCUCUCUCACACACACACACACAUCCUCUCUCUCACACACAC